UCCAAAUUAAAGACCAAUACUUUUCCAGCACCAACACGACCCACCGGAUCGUCGUCAUCAAUGACGGACGCGGCGCUCUCUGAGGUCAUUUUUGGAGCCCCCUUUCUCAACACGAACCCCGACGACCAGCCCACCGAAUCGUCAGUAGUACUCGUAGUGGCCGGCCCAGCCUUCUUCGACAUGAACGCCGGCGAACAACCCAUACCCUGAUACCCUCUUCCUUAGCAAUGGCGAACCCGGAGCAAUCUGAGUCCGAGGUGCUUUUCAUCACCGCAUAUUCCAACCAACGACCUACCCGACCGUGGGGUCUCCCAGUGGCCGACUCUGAGGGCCUGCCUUCUCAGUAUACUACAACGACGGACCCCGGCGCUCUCUGAGGUGCCUUCCUCCCGGCGAGCAACCCACCGAAUCGUCCGUAGUACUUGUAGCGGCCUGCCGAGCCUUCUUCGACAUGAACGCAGGCGAACAACCCAGCCGUUCGUGGUCACUCCCGGCCUCGGCAGUAUCGGAGCGUGGGCUUAACCCCAAUGUCAGACCUCUUAACUACUACAAGAAUCAGAUAUAUGUCCGAGGACUACCAUACUCGAUGACUGAUGCACAACUCGAAGCAAUCUUCCGCGCUAGAUUUGGUGCAGGUGUAGUGAACGUGAAAGUUUGGCUCAAUAAGUACGGGAUCACUAUACAGUGUGGCCAUGUCACUUUUGGAUCGCGUAGCUUGGUGGAAGAGGCGGUGGCGCUGGGCGACUGGCAAGGGAUCAGAAUCGAAAGGCAUAGACCUCAGUUCCCGAAAACACUGUUACGAGCAUUGCGAGUGAGUUCUGAGGAUCCCAAUUCGCAGCUUUAUGUGGCCCAAGCGAAGACUGAGCUGGACAGUUGGAGAAAGAUUUAUGUCGAGUGGCAGCAAAGCAUGCUGGCAGAGAGGCUCCGCUUGACCCUAUCGACUUCUUACUCCUUGUUCUAGUUUCGUUCUGGUAAAGUUUAGCAGUACUUACUGGGUACGUAACUACGUAUACUUUGCUGGAUAAUACGUACUCCUUUAGUUUACUUAAUAAUGGAAGCUAGCCGGGGAUGGACUCUAGUUACUUUAUUCAAAGUUUGUAUAAUAUGCUGACUCUUAUACAGUACUCUGGAUCCUAAUUUCUGGAGUGUCAUG
Molecule: messenger RNA, 1153 nt
Organism: Rosa chinensis
Lineage: Eukaryota; Viridiplantae; Streptophyta; Magnoliopsida; Rosales; Rosaceae
Exons: 4
Coding region: 452-961 (169 amino acids)
Molecular function (GO): RNA binding
Source: RefSeq, a predicted model, not a curated record